Scatophagus argus is the source of this 1095-nucleotide messenger RNA. RefSeq names its product LYR motif containing 5a (gene lyrm5a). Gene Ontology annotation, cellular component: mitochondrion. The record is from RefSeq and is a predicted model, not a curated record. The transcript has 3 exons. Lineage: Eukaryota; Metazoa; Chordata; Actinopteri; Scatophagidae. Gene Ontology annotation, biological process: respiratory electron transport chain. Bases 226 to 483 code for a protein of 85 amino acids.
GACACAACGAAACGACAUACGACUGUGUGUACAACUGAGCUGUCCACUGUUAGUCAAAGGAAGGACAAAGAAAACGAGACGAGUCUUCAUUAUCGUACCGCUCGAGUAAUUCAACCCAACAAACAACGCGUAACGUUUCUGUUUCUUAUUUGUCGUCCCAGUUGAUGAACAUUUUCUCUUUCACAUCCAUCUGGUGUAGGUGUCACAGGGCACGUCGUUUCUGACAUGGCCAACCCUUUAAAGGGUGAGGUUAUCAGGCUUUACAAAACUCUGCUGUAUCUUGGCCGUGACUACCCCCAGGGAUCAGCUUAUUUCAGAGAGCGCCUGAAGUCAGCUUUCAUGAAGAAUAAAGACGUGACAGACCCUGAAAAGAUCAAAAAGCUUGUGGCCCGAGGCGAGUUUGUCAUCAAGGAACUGGAGGCUCUCUAUUUCCUCAGGAAAUAUCGAGCUAUGAAGAAGAGGUAUUACGAACCAGAAAAGUAAUUAGACUCACAGACAACACCAGAUUGCCUUUCUGAAAUGAAAUAUACACUCUCGGCCGACGUGUCAAUAAUUUUCAUAUUGUGCAGCAGUAUUGAUGCAGUCCACAUUGCAGAAGUGAAAAAUACAACAGUGGCCCUUAUAUAAGAAAUAAACUAAGCUUGUCUCAAAAGGGAAAUGGAAGCUCUAAAAAGUGCCACAAAGUGAUAAUGAAGCUGUUACAAAAUGUGCUUUUUUUAUACACAAGCUGUACCUUAAUAUCCAGUGUUUUAAAUCACAAAGACUGUGUAUAUGUUAAUAUCAUAGGAUCUCCCCUCCAGAAGAAGGAAUUAAUACAUUCUCAAUCAAGAUUAACAAAGUUAAUUUCCAGUUUCAAAUGGUUGUUAGGAUCAUGGGUUCAUCAGUAAUACAGUUGCAGACCAGCAUCUGCUCUAUAAUAAACUGUAACCUUGGUGUCAGACUGACUGAAUCAUACUGUAAAUUGUGUUUCAGUGUAUAUAUUUGUAAAUACAUAGUCACAUUUCUUGUUGAGUGAAUGUACAUGACUAUGUAUCGAUGCACUAUUGGACAGAAAACAGUGAUGCCCUGUGUCAUAAUAAAUGUCAUAAAAUCACA